Messenger RNA from Neltuma alba, 1029 nucleotides. RefSeq lists its product as uncharacterized. Bases 1 to 903 code for a protein of 300 amino acids. The transcript has 3 exons. The record is from RefSeq and is a predicted model, not a curated record. Lineage: Eukaryota; Viridiplantae; Streptophyta; Magnoliopsida; Fabales; Fabaceae.
AUGGAGCCUGAAACAUCACCACGGCCACCGCGUAACAAUCAAUUGCUGUUCCGAUUGAGGAACAAUCAUUCUACUCCAGUUUUCAAUCCUCCGACGCAAGCCUCAUUCGAGGAUUCAUAUCAGAACUUGGAUACCCAGAAAGAUGCUGAGAAACCCAUCGAGGUGAUUCCGGAGAAGCCUACGAUCGACGGCGACGUAGUGGCGGCAAAGAAGCUGGAGGUUCCGUUUGCUGAAGAAACGGCGGUCGUUGAGAGCGUAAAGUCUUGUUUGUGUAACAAGGAAAGAGCCAUGUUUCCGAUUAUUAUUUUAUCGAGAUUGAACAAGGAGAUGGAAGGUGAUUUAUUGACCUUUAAGAGAGGAAUGCCUCCGAGGAACACUAACAGAGUUAGUAGUCCUCCAACGCAAACAUCAUUCGACGAUCCAGAACAGAAAUUCGAUUCCGAGAAAGAUGCAGAAAAUGUCAUCGUCGACGCUAUUCGCGAGAAGCCCACGACCGACGACGACGAGGAAGACGAAGAAGCGGCGGCGAAGAAGCGGAAAGUUUCGUUUGCUGACGAAACGGCAGCCAAUGCGACUGUUAAGCCUUGGAACUUGAGGUCGAGGAAUAAAAAACCUACGUGUUCGUCGCAGCCGCCGAUGAAGUUGAGUGAAGCAGAUAAGGAGAAUUCAGACGAAGUGAAGAACCAAAUAAUAGUCAAUUUUUCGAUUACUGUAUCGAACAAGAAGAAAGAAGAAGAUUUCUUGGCCUUUACUGGGAAAAAGCCCUCCGGAAGGCCUAAGCGGAGGCCCCGCAAUGUGCAGAAGGCGAUAGAUCGUAUUACACCAGCAUUUGAAAUAGAAGAGAUCAUUGAUGGAAUCAUACGAAGGUCGAGAUUGCUCCAUAAUCAUGAGGCAGUAGAGUAAAGGGAGACUUUAUUGUUGAAACGAAAAAUCUUGAGGGAUAUUUGUCAGCUGCCGUAGUUGCAGAUGCCUAAACAUCUAUUUAGAAAACCUGGGCUGUUUCACAUUUGUUGGGGAUCAAAUUUGUCA